AUGCAAAGGCAUAGCAAACUAUGUGUCUCCACAUCCAACCCUAUGUUCGGACUCCAAGAUUGGGCAAACCUUCCGAAGGAUCUGCUACAAUCAAUUUUCUCUCACUUAGGCUCAAUCUGUGACCUUCUCGCCUUUGUUGCAACCUGCCGUUCUUGGCGGGUUGCAUUAACUUCAUACUCAUCCAAAUCCACCUUAUGCACUUUAUUCCCGCCUCUCCUCAUCCAACCCAAUAUUCGUGUCCAUGUUCGUCGUCCUCCAUGUAACAAUGGUCAUCGCAACUUACAGGCAUAUAAAGUUAUCGAUCCAGCCAAGCAAAGUGCCACCGGCCUUCACUGUCAUAUUGAUGAAGAAAUUUUGCAGACGAUGCGUUGUGCUGGCCCUUCAUAUGGUCAACUCAUCUUCUACAACCGUGGACAUUGCGUUGUUGUUGAUCCUUUUAGAGGUACCAAGGCCCAUUACGUGAUGACUAUAGAAAGCUCAACUGGUCUGAUAUUCCAUUCAAACAAAAAAUCAUGGAGCUUCAAUAACUAG
This is a messenger RNA of Triticum turgidum subsp. durum (durum wheat), 531 nucleotides long. The record is from the annotation of a GenBank genome assembly. Lineage: Eukaryota; Viridiplantae; Streptophyta; Magnoliopsida; Poales; Poaceae.